This is a messenger RNA of Parnassius apollo (apollo), 396 nucleotides long. The record is from the annotation of a GenBank genome assembly. Lineage: Eukaryota; Metazoa; Arthropoda; Insecta; Lepidoptera; Papilionidae.
AUGCAAGACACUGUAUGCAUAUCGUCGCUGAUCUUACUAUCUUUGCCGACUACUUACCGACGGAAGACGUGCAUUGAUAAUACUCUGAUAGACUUAAACUCUGCUAUCAAGUUCUCCCAAGAAGAGUUUGAAUUGCUGCACUCCAUUCAAAAGAGCCCGAAAAUAGUCAAGAUGACAGUGAAAGCACUUUGCAGACGAGAUGCGACACUUUUAACUGCAGUAGCUGACCUUAAAUAUAUCCUAAGAAAAUUAAAUAACCAAAAAACAAGUUUAUUUAAAUCUCUGGCGGAAGCUCUAAGAAAGCGCAUAUUGGAAAGACCACAACCUAUGACUGCAAUUUUACAGUAUCUUCAUAACCCGGAAGAAUAUUUCAAAGAAAAUGCAAAGACACGCUGA